AUGGAGCAGCUGAUCACGGAGGAGAAAACCAGCCUUGAACUCUCGCUGCAACAAACCACCGCAGAGCUGCAGACCGUACAGCAGACACUGAGGACUUUGGAGAAACGUGCUGAAGAGGACAGGCGAAGAAAGGACUCCAUCAUUAAAGAUGCUGAACAUUAUAUUAAGAAGCUGGAGACCAAAAUGCAGGACCAGGAGAUGCACCUGAAGAAAGAAAUGGAAGAGGAGAUGAGCAAAUUUACGGCUCAGAAGGCUGAAACAGAAAAGCUGAAGGAGCAGUGUGCUGAAGAUGACGGGCGACGGAAGGACUCCAUCCUGACAGAUGCUGGCCUUUAUAUUGAUGAGCUGAAGACCAAAAUGCAGGACCAGGAGAUGCACCUGAGGAAAGAAAUGGAAGAGCGGGGCCUGGAGCUCAGCCAGGCCACUGCCAGAGCUCCGUGGAUGCCGUAA
Knipowitschia caucasica is the source of this 450-nucleotide messenger RNA. The record is from the annotation of a GenBank genome assembly. NCBI's taxonomy places the organism in Eukaryota, Metazoa, Chordata, Actinopteri, Gobiiformes, Gobiidae.